GCCUAACAACAUAACAAACAUGGCGGAUUCUUGUGAAAGCGAAAGUGAAGAAGAGCAGCAACAAAAAGGCUUAGAAAAUCUCAAUGAAAGCCAAAGAAGCUCUGAAAAAGAUUUACAAACUAUUUUUAAGAAACUUAGAGUUGACAGCGACGUAAGAAAGUUCAAGACAAAGUGCAGAUUUACAGCUAUUCRAAGAAAAGGAAGCUGUAUAUCCAGGAAAGAAAUUAAAGUCAAAAAGAAAAUCAUUAAAGAUGCUACAUUUGUCUAUAAAAGUUGUUCACCAAAGAAAGAACUUAAAUAUUUGAAAACUGAGACACAGGACKUACAACUAGAGCAGCAUAGCAAACUUUCUAAUAAUGACACUGCAAAAACACAAACCAUCAAUCAUAAACUGGCAAGUCCAACAACCAAAAGCCCUACAAACUUUUCAAAAAGCUGCAGUGGUCAGUUUAGGCAGGCCCAAAGCUCUAAAAUACCACAUGGGGAUGUGAACUUUGAUGACACRACUCCAGAAGAAUUAGCAGCUUACUUUGAACAACUGUUGCACAUUCCUAAACCUAUGUCAGCAAUGGCAGAAAUGAUGUAYACAUAGYGACCUYUAAAUGCACUUUCUGCUAUGUUGGAAAAAUGAGCUUUUCAUUUAGCUCAAGCAGUAGAAGGUCGUCACUAACUAAAAGAGCUGCUCACUGGAWCUGUGCAGGUGCCAGUGUAUGUCUAUCCAAGAUAAAAUUACAAUUUUUCAGAAAAAAGGGAUUUUAUGGAAAACAAUUCUUUAAUUGUUAGUUACAAUGUAAUAGUUAUUGAUUCUGGACAUUUCCUAUGUCUGUGGUUUGAUGGAUAAAUUAUUGUAAAUGAGAAAGUUUUGCUUAAUAAUGACAGUGUGGAGUGCUGGUAAGAUGCACUCCUAAUAACUGGUAAAURAUAGAUACUAUGAUAUGUCUUUCAAUUAAAAGAUUUGAGUAAUGUCCAGGCUAAUGCUGGUGAUUCAUUGACAAAUAUACCAAGUUUAAUCUAAUUGGUUAUUGUUGCUCCUUUGAAUCUCAAGAGUCUACWCACAUUAGGUAUAGUAGCACUUUGCCCUUUGUUUCUUUUUCUACAUUAUCGAUGUGGUUCUACUCCAUGAUUAAAAAUGGAUACCAAGAGCAACAUGCUAGUAAUAUAGUAAAAGUAAUUUAUUUGAGAAGSAAAUAUUGGAUAGAUUAUAACAAGCGAAUGAUCUUUCAAAAUGUAUUUGGCWUAGAAAAGGUUUAAAAUAAAGACUCACUAAUUGUAUUAUGAA
This is a messenger RNA of Exaiptasia diaphana, 1279 nucleotides long. RefSeq lists its product as uncharacterized. The transcript is spliced from 2 exons. Bases 20 to 592 code for a protein of 190 amino acids. The record is from RefSeq and is a predicted model, not a curated record. Gene Ontology annotation, biological process: cellular response to hydrogen peroxide. NCBI's taxonomy places the organism in Eukaryota, Metazoa, Cnidaria, Anthozoa, Actiniaria, Aiptasiidae.